Dermatophagoides pteronyssinus (European house dust mite) is the source of this 1066-nucleotide messenger RNA. Its product is annotated as protein N-lysine methyltransferase METTL21D-like. Gene Ontology annotation, cellular component: cytosol; protein-containing complex. The record is from RefSeq and is a predicted model, not a curated record. Lineage: Eukaryota; Metazoa; Arthropoda; Arachnida; Sarcoptiformes; Pyroglyphidae.
CGACACAUUUUUCAAUGUAAUGUUUUUUACACAUUUAUUUUAUUUUCGUUCGAUUCAUUGCGAAGUCUGCUUGCAUUCGAAUUUUAUUUCUUUGUUUUUCUAAUUUUUUUUCUGUAUGUAAUAAAAAACUUUGAAUCACGAAUGUUUGAUAAUAAUUAUUUCAGCCGUCAGGUUUAUUUUGAUCAUCCAGAAUUAGCUGUUAAUUAUGAUAUUACGGAAUCCGAUGACGAAAAUCCUUCUGUAACUAUUAUACAAAAAUAUGAUUCUGAUGAAUCAGGUGUUGUUUGGGAUGCCGCAAUAUUAUUGGCCAAAUAUCUCGAAUAUGAUUGUCAUUGUCAUGGACAAUCAAUGGUAAAUCUGAACGUAAUUGAACUUGGUUCAGGUACCGGCUUCGUUGGAAUAUGGUGUGCUGCGAUGGGUGCAUCAGUCAUGUUGACUGAUCUUCAGGCUGGCAUCCCUUUGAUUAAAUUAAACAUGGUUGGAAAUUCAUCAUUAUUUAAAGGUGAAGAAAAUGUUCUAGUUAAAUCAUUCGAUUGGUUCGACCGAUCAGAAUUUCAAUGGGAAUUUUUGCGCUGGAAAACACUUGAUGAAAUUGAUUAUAUUCUCAUAUCGGAUUGUCUUUAUUAUGAACAAGGAAUGAUAGCCCUUGUUCAAUUUAUCAAGUGGACAUUCGAAACAUUGAUCAGCCGACAAAGUCACACUCGUCUACGAAUUCUGAUCUCUUAUGAGGAUCGUCAUGAAAAAAUGCAAAUUUGCAAUGAUUUUUUCCAAAAAUUGAAUCAAUUCAAGCAUUUAAAAUGUGAAGCCAUAACCAAUGAGCAGCUACAUCCUGAUUAUCGAUCGAAUGAUUUGCAUUUAUUAAGAAUUACAUAUGCUACUGAAUGUUGAAAUACGAUAGCAGUUAAUUCUUCAUGGUAUUUCUAUUGAUACCCGGCUUGGAUUGUUUCCAUUUCAAAAAAUUGACAAUUGUUUGGCCCAGUCAUUUGGAAACCACAAGUUUUAAUUACCUGUAUUUCCAUUUGGUUCUAUUAUUUCAAUUAUUUCGCUUCAAUCACAUGAUUAAUUA